AUGGCCAUCACACCGCUUCAGCAGGCGAUGCGGUCAUCUGCUGCUACCAAUCUCCAAACACAUCGCCGGUUCAGCUCCGGCGCCUGGCUCUAUGUCAAGAAGCAACACAGCCUUCCAGCCGCAUACUACCGCGGCGGUACCUCCCGGGCCAUCUUCUUUCGCCGGGAGGAUCUCCCCCGCGAUCAAACACAAUGGGACGGUAUCUUCCGCGGUAGUAUCGGUAGUCCUGAUCCUUAUGGACGCCAGCUAGAUGGAAUGGGCGGAGGUAUAUCCAGCCUGUCCAAGAUCUGUGUGGUUAAUAAAUCCGCCCGUUUGGAUGCCGAUGUGGACUACACCUUCGUCUCCCUCGGCGUGAAAAACUGCGAUGUCGAUUAUUCCAGCAACUGUGGCAACAUGGUCAGUGCAGUAGGACCGUAUGCUGUCGAUACAGGUCUGUAUCCCGUGGCUGCGAAAGGCAACGACUCGGUCUCGGUGCGCAUCUUUAACACGAACACCGGUAAAAUCAUUCGGUCAACCUUCCCCGUGGUAGACGGGGAGGCUGCCACUUCGGGAGAUUUUGCCAUCGACGGUGUCUCAGGAACAGCAGCGCGGGUUCGGCUGGAUUUUAUUGAUCCUGCCGGAUCCCGAACUGGUCAACUGCUGCCAACUGGCAACGUUGUCGACAUCGUGGACGAGACUCCGACGACCUGCAUCGAUGUGGGCAAUCCGUGCGUGUUUGUGCAUUCGUCAGACCUAGGUGUAGCGGGCAAUCUAACACCAAGUGAGAUUGACUCCCACCCGACUUUACUCACCAGGUUGGAUUCCAUCCGUCGACAAGCCGGUGUGCGGAUGGGCUUGGCUGCAUCGCCAGAGGAGGUACCUGGGAGUGUUCCCAAGAUCUGUCUAGUUUCAACCCCCUCGAGAUCAUCCCUUUCCGACUUGAAGCAAUCAAUAUACGAUGUAGAUCUGGUUGUCCGCGCCCUAUCCGUCGGUCAGCCACACAAGGCCGUCCCCAUCACUGUCGCACUGGCUUUGGCGGCAGCUGCCAGAGUCGUCGGCAGCGUGGUGGCCAGCGUGAUGAGCAAUCAGCCUGUGGAUUCUGGCGGCAUUACUCUCGGUCAUGCCAGUGGAAAUCUAUUGGUGAGUGCCGAUAUCGAUCCCGCGGGCCAUCUGAGCUGUGCAACAGUGUUUCGGACAGCCCGUCGCAUCAUGGAGGGGCGCGUUUUCUGGAGGGAUUAG
Messenger RNA from Aspergillus clavatus NRRL 1, 1218 nucleotides. Its product is annotated as DUF453 domain protein. The transcript has a single exon. The record is from RefSeq and is a predicted model, not a curated record. Bases 1 to 1218 code for a protein of 405 amino acids. Lineage: Eukaryota; Fungi; Ascomycota; Eurotiomycetes; Eurotiales; Aspergillaceae.